Molecule: messenger RNA, 2503 nt
Organism: Cylas formicarius (sweet potato weevil)
Lineage: Eukaryota; Metazoa; Arthropoda; Insecta; Coleoptera; Brentidae
Product: protein O-mannosyl-transferase TMTC1-like
Exons: 13
Coding region: 169-2295 (708 amino acids)
Biological process (GO): protein O-linked glycosylation via mannose
Molecular function (GO): mannosyltransferase activity; protein binding
Source: RefSeq, a predicted model, not a curated record
CAGCGCUCGGUCGAAACCUGAACACCCAGCUAGCUCGCUUGAGGUAUUCGCGAAUAUCUUCGACAGUGUGUUAUUCGAGGUGGUUGAAUCGGAUUAGUUCGAACCGCGUCCAGUACCAUCCCUUACCGUCGCGAUGCCUCCCGAUGAUCUCCGCCGUCAAUAGCCGCAAUGAAGAAGGGCUUGCAACCGAGCGAGCAGACUUAUUGGCCGGUUUACUCCUUGGUGACUUUAUCGGCCGUCGCAUGUUACCUGAACGGUCUCGGUGGAGAUUUCGUACACGACGAUAUUCCCGCCGUGACGCUGAACAGGGACGUGCUGGCGCUCGAUUCCCUGGCGAACGUCUUCAAAAAUGACUUCUGGGGUACCCCCAUGGUUCAGCCGGAGAGUCACAAGUCCUACAGGCCGCUAACGGUGCUUACGUUUAGGUUCAACUACUUGUAUUUUGGACUUCAGCCCGUGUGGUUUCACGCAACCAACGUCACGUUCCACGUGAUCUCGUGCAUCUUGUUUGCUAAGGUUUGCCUGGAAGUGACCGGAUUGAAGUCGCCGCUCGCAGCGCUAGGAGGAGUCCUGUUCGCCGUGCACCCUAUCCAUACCGAAGCAGUCACCGGAAUCGUGGGCCGUGCCGAUUUAUUAGCAGCAGUAUUCUUCUUGCUCUCCCUAUUGGCUUAUCACGGGCAGACUACCACUGACGAUCGCGUAUGGACGAGCGUGUUAUACGGAGCGCUGAGUAUGUUGGCCAAAGAAAGCGGCAUCACCGUAUUCCUGGUCAACUUAACCUACGAUUUCUACUUACACUGGACGUACGUUAAACGCGCUAUAUUCGACCUGAAACCCAAUUCCGAAGCCGCGAGUUUUGCGAAGCGAUUCACGAAGGUCGGAGUAUCGACGGCGAUCCUGUUGACUUUGAGGCUAACAAUACUGCAAGGAUCUUUGCCAAAGUUCUCGGAACAAGAUAAUCCCGCCGCCUUCCAUCCGUCGUUCCACGUCAGAGUCCUCACGUUUUGUUAUCUGGCCGCCUUCAACAUGUGGCUACUCGUCUACCCGUCCAACCUGUCCCACGACUGGCAAAUGGGUUCCAUACCGCUGGUAACGACCUUAAAUGACCCCAGAAACUUCCUCACGUGCUUUUUUUUCGGCGGUGCGCUUCUCCUGACGGCCAAGUGCCUCUUCGACAUCGAGAAUCACAGACGAGCUCCGAUGGUGCUGGGGUUUUGCUUGCUGAUGUUCCCCUUCUUGCCCGCUUCGAAUCUGCUGCUCACCGUCGGAUUCGUCGUAGCUGAACGGAUCCUGUACUUGCCAAGUCUCGGUUGUACCUUAUUGGUGGUACUCGGAAUCCAGGAACUGCUACAAAACUACUACAAAAACAGGCAGUUGAUAGCCUGUUGUGUCUUGGUGCUUAUCAUCGGAAGCUUUCUGAGGACGUUUAUAAGAAACAAAGACUGGGGCUCUCGCGAAAGUCUACUAGCUGCUGGCCUGCAGACGUUGCCUCACAACGCCAAGAUGCACUACAACUAUGCCAACUUCCUGAGGGAUUCCUCGAGAACCGAGCUGGCAAAAUCGCACUAUUAUACAGCGCUGAAGCUAUGGCCGAGCUACGCCAGCGCCCACAACAACCUCGGUACUAUGCUAGAUAACGACGCUGAAGCGGAGUGGCACUUUUUAGCCGCCAUUAGGGCGUCCGCGAAUCACGUCAACGCCCAUUACAACUUGGGAAAGCUCUACAGGAAGUCCAACAGGACUUACGAGUCUGAGAAGAUGCUCAGGAAGUGUGUCCAAGUGGAUUGCAAGUUCACUCCGGCUUAUUUGGAGCUGGCGAAGCUACAAACUGUGCCCGAUUGGGAGGUUUCUCAUUUUCUGAGGAAAGUGAUAGAGUUAAAUCCCUCCGAUCCCCAUUAUGCCGCUCUGUUUGGCAAAUGGGUUCUCAAUAAAAGCUAUCAUCGGCUAGGGCUUCAGUACUUCUGGAAGUCCUUGCGAGUAUCGCCCAGCUACAGGUGUGCAUUAGUGGAGGUGUUGAAAUUAUUCCGAAAGUUAGGGCAGAAGUCUAGGCUGUUUCAAAUGAUAACUAGGUGGCACAUAAUCAAGAGGCACAAGAAUGUAAUAAGUCGCAACGUGUACCUGCAAGAUUGGAACCUGAAAAAUGAGCUCAAAACCAAGGCAAAAAUUUAUAAUUUGAGAUCGGAACUAAAUAACUUUACCAUAAGCUACAGGGUGGACAAACAAAGUCCCAAGCCGAAAUACAUGGCCAACAACAUUACUUCGUAUAUGGUUGGUCACAUGUUGGACAACCUGUAAUUUUUUUUCUUGGACAUUGUUUUGCUCAAACAGAUGCUUCUGUAGUAAUAUUUACUGGUUUUCAGCCAAAAAUAUGUGCGAGAAUUUCGAUGGACAGCGCCGCACUUUGACCGAUGGGGCCACAAAAUGUAUACUAAUUCUGUCUGGGUGGUGUGUUAAUUGGAAUUGGGUUUUUACGCCCCGGUAUGUUUAAGUUGUAACUUUUGUA